UUUUAAAAAGCGCACGUGAACUUCUCAAGCGUCCGACACGCAAACGCGUUUUGAGCUCCUGUGAUUUGUUGUCUGAUUAAUUAAAAAUUAAAAAAAAAAAUUCUGAUCUGACUUUUCCUUAAGGUUUUCCAGACUAGCGUUAAAAAGAUCAUGGAGUUUGGUGUGACCCCGAGACGUCACAACCCCGUGGACAGCAUCUGCCGCAAGCUUCAGACGAUCCAACGGCGUGACCGUGAGCCUAACUCUCCUUUCCAGAUCCCUAAACUGCAGUCGAGCAGCUACGAAAGCCCUCACACCAGCCUGCGACGCAACCUGGACAGCAUCCUGAAGAAGCGCAAUGGUGAUGCGGAGCAGAACGUGCUGUGCUCACCGCUCGUGCUCACACCCGGUAUCUCAGGAAGCACUCCCAUGACACCCCUCAGUCCUGUUAACGCCACUUACACCAUCACCGGCACGCUGGGGACGCUGUCGGAGAAGAGCAGCGCGGCACCCGGGCACAGCCGAGCCUGGCAGCUUAGCAGCUCCACACCUGCUAUCCAGAACGGUGACGCUCGCUUCAGCUUCACUCCGAACAGCAAGGACAGGAGCAGAGCACCGCCGCAUGGCCUGCUCUCCUACAACCUUAACUUUUGCUCCUCAGAUGCCUCCACCAUUUUAGACUGCGAGCUGCCGUAUCCAGCCCUGGUGGUCAAGAGGCUCUCAAUGGGAGACGGUGCUUCGUUACCAUCCGAAUCCAAGAAAGAGAGUUUGGCGGAGGUCAGUCUGAUUUGUGAAGAGGAUCUGCUCGAUACUAUUUUCCAGGCCUGUGAUACACAUUGUAGAGGUAAAGUGUACGUGUCUCACAUCGUGGACUAUCUGAGACACACCACCAGUCGUAGCUCCGAGGACAGCGGGCUGGAGGAGCUGUGCAACAUGCUGGACCCUGAACACAAGGACAUCUCCAUUGACCUGGACACGUACCACGCUAUAAUGAAGGAGUGGAUCGAAGAUUGCCGCAAUCAGGUAAAGGACGAUAAAGACGAUGUGACUCAGGAGUCGGUCAAAUUGCCAGAUCACUUUGCAGCUAAGAGAUCGUUUCUGAUGAAUAUGACCUCCGGAAGUCUGGAGGCUUUUGGAGGAGAAGCUUCUAGAGCUGACCUCGAGACGUCUGAUCUGGUCUUCUGCGUGGCCGACCUGCAGUUUAAUAACCAGAAGCUUCAGGAGGAGGUUCGAAAGCUGAAGCAGGCGGCGGAGGUGAUGGAGGAAACCAACCAGAAACUCAUGGAAGAAAACGAGGAGCUGAAGACUCAGGCUAAAACGGGGCAGCAGCUGCUACAGAAGGAGCGCAUGCUGAAGGAGGAAGUGGAGGAGAUGAAGCUGACUUUAAGCUCUUGGGAGGAGAAUGGAGCUCGAGCUUCAGCUCAGAGAAAACAGAUGGAGCGAGAGAACCAGACUCUGAUCUCCAAGAUCGCUUCACUGCAGGACGAGAACAUGAAGGUGUCUGUGGAGGUGGCUGAGCUUCAGAAGAAGACCAAGACACUCUAUGAGCUCAACGCCGACCUGCAGGCUCAGACUCAUUCGUUCGACGCUGCCCUGACGGAGAAGGACGGGUUAAUUCAGGAGAAAACGAGGCAGAUCGAGGAGCUAAAGGCUGCAGUUAUGGAGUAUUCAUCAGUGACCGAAUUGCUGAGAGCAGAGAAGAGCAAGCUGGAGAGUCAGAUGCAGCUGCUGCAGCCGGAUAUGGCCAUUCCUGGUUUGUCUCUCUCAGUGGCGUACAGACUGAAUCAGACGAGUUCAGGUUCUCUGGAGACGGAGCUGGCCCUGGCGCAACAGAAUCCACCCGAGGGAACGGAGCUUUUCUCCUCCAUGUGCAUGGCCUCUCCUCUGGACGAGACUCUGGACCGCGAGGUUCUUCUCCUCCUGCAGGGUCCCACACCUGAGCAGAUGUCCAUGGAGUUUAAGCUCCUGAUCAACAAACUGAAGCAAGAGUUUAAAGAGGACACACUGGAGGUUCUCGCAGCUCUUCCAGGCUUUAUAAAGAGUCAGGAAGUGCAGGACACCAGCACUGGACACCCCACGCUCCAGGGCCUGCGAGUUCAGCUGGAGCAGCGGCGUAGCAACUGGACUCACGGCCUUGAGCAGCUAAAGCACUACACGGACUCACUGGAGAAGGAGCUGCUGAAGAUGGCCAGCAACAUGCGCCGGUCACGUACCGAGAUCCUGCACCUGUCCGUCAGGCUGCAAGAACAGGAAAAUCACAAACUGCUCUUACAUGAAGAACUGGAUCAGCUGAAGACUCAGCAGGACCACAGAGACGCCAGCACUCAGACCGACCCACCGCAGGUACCACAGAUUGUAGAUGAUGAGGAGAACUCCUCCCCAGAGUGGGACAGGGUGUAUCCUCUUCUCGACUCUCCUUCUGAAGAAGAAAGCGCUGAAUUCGAGAUGCACAUGCAGGAAGAUGAUGAGAAGCAGCCAGAUGAUGAUGCUGAUGAGACGGAGGAGCUACAGGAAGAUUCGAGCAAGCUCCAGAGCUUACAGGAGACGUGUUGUGGAGAAGACGGGAAGCAGGAAGUGAUGACCCCAGAGUCUGAGGCGGGUCCUCCAGGGGCGAGUCCUCCAGAGGAGGGUCCAUCGGAGGAGGGUCCUCCAGGGGCGAGUCCUCCAGAGGAGGGUCCAUCGGAGGAGGGUCCUCCAGGGGCGAGUCCUCCAGAGGAGGGUCCAUCGGAGGAGGGUCCAUCGGAGGAGGGUCCAUCGGAGGAGGGUCCAUCGGAGGAGGGUCCUCCAGGGGCGAGUCCUCCAGAGGAGGGUCCACCAGAGGCGAGUCUAAAUGGUUGUCCAGUGAGUCCACCACGGAGCAUCAUGGACAUCAUCUCAGAUACGCCGCUUGACAAGAACAGACUCAAGGAUCAUGCUGAACCUCAACAGGAGGAAGCCAGAUUCCCAGCAUGCAGCGGGCCUGAAGACACCCACGAGCAGGCUGUGUGCUGCAGUGCUUCUCUUUCACACUCCUACCCUCAGCGUGCUGAUGAAGUGACUCCUCUCCUAUCUGACUUCCCCCCCCCCCACUCCUCUGACCUGGUAUCUGCCCCAGCUUCUGCCCCUGCCCCGGGUCAGUCUUUCUCUUUAACAGGAAGUGCUCCUGAGGAAGCACCAGGACCUGAAGGAGAACAGGACGUCUCGGACAGUAUGAGCAGUGCGCAGAAACUGACACAGGAUCAGAUUUCUGCCGUGCCGACUGUACUAGAGAGGAGUGGUCUGUUGCCUGUAGCUGAGGAAGAGGAACCGAUGUCUGAGGCGACUCAGCAGGGGGCUGCAGCAGUUAAUUCCAAGGUAGUGAGUGGAGCAACAGGAACGAGUGCAGCCAAGGAUAACGGGGCGUCUGUCCCUCUGACCAUCAGAAGCAGAAUUAAAAAAGACCUGCUGAGUGAGACACCCAGCAGCAGUAUGGAGACCAUCGGAGAGCAGAGAUCUCAGGAAGACAGUGACACUCCAGAUAAAAAUGGUGUUAUUCCUGAAGAUGGUGAGACAGUGAGGGAGGAUGGACUGACUCAGAGUGAGAAAGACAUUGAGGCUGAGUUUCUCCGUCUGUCUCUGAGUCACCGCUGUGACAUGUUCACUCUGGAGAAGAGACUUCGUCUGGAGGAGCGCUCGAGGAACCUGGCCGAGGAGAACGUACGCAAAGAGGUGUCCAGCUGUCAGGGUCUGCUCCAGGCUCUGAUCCCUCUGUGUGGAGAUGAUAACCCCUCACUGGAGAUCAUCCAGCGGCUGCAGAAGAACCUGGACAUCCUGCUGCAGUCGGUCACCCGAGUGGCCAGUCGCUCUGAAAUGCUGGGCUCCAUUCACCAGGAGUCUCGCAUGGGGAAAGCAAUAGAGGUGAUGAUUCAACAUGUGGAGAACUUGAGGAGGACAUACACUAAAGAACACGCCGAGCUGCUGGAGCUCAGAGAGAACCACUUGCAGAAAGAAAGAUCCUUCCUCUCCCACACUGACCGGGAUGAGCUCAGGAAGAAAAAGGUCAGCGCUGAAUUCUAUAAGGUGGCGGCCCGACGUGUCAGUAUAGCCGCCAUCCCACGCAGCACCGGAGCACCGACACCCUCUGACAUGACUAAAGGUAUGACGGAGACGGAGAUGGAGAAGCUGGGGCACUGGUCACCCAGGAGCAUGUUUGGAAAGAGCUCUCAGCGAGCGCCUCUAAAGCGUUUUAUUAGUUGCUCUGAGACUGAAGCUGCUGUUCUUAGGAGUAGUGAUCCGAAUCCCAUGCCCACCAACAAUCAGAGUCCUUCGACUGAAAUGUCUUCAGCUUUUGGGAUGAAAGCGGCUCCUUCUGAGCUCCCCGAGGCUCCUAAAGGUGUCUGCACCUGGGCGGCAUUGAUGGUGGUGCUGGCCGCGUUUGUAGCGGUGUUGGGCAAGAUGCUGAUCCAACCGGCUGCAGACGCAGCUCCUGUAGGCACGGGUGACUCCUGGAUGGCCAUCCAGCAGAUUCUUUGGCCCUACACAGGGCUCCGGCACAACGGUCAGCCCCCUGUUUAGCAUUGUCACACCCCUGAGGCUACUAGCUUCAGAGAAGCACUUUUUUUUUUUACUGCAUGGAGGAAUAGUAUGACCAAGUUUUUCUUUCUUUCUUAACAAGAACAAUAAGAAGAUAAGAACUUCUUCACACGAUUAGCAAUGAUAUAAUGAGAGAAUGUUUUAAAGCGAGCGGGAAACUUCCUGAGAUGAAUCUCCAGACAGGACACAGACGGAAGCGGCUACCUUUUUAAGGAUUUUUUUUAACGUUAUGAUGAUAUCAACGUUUUUACUGACGGCUGAAGGAGUAAUGAACUUCCGUUUUAAACAAACAAAAAAGAGAGCCAUGCUAUUUGAAAUGCUAACUUAUUAUUUUAACGUUUAUUGCUUUAGCCAGAGUUUAAAUAGGGUUUCAAUAAUAUACAAGCAGUUUUUAUUCAUCUUCAGUUUUCAAGGUUUUUUUUUAUGAUGUUAUAAAGUUUUUGGUUUGUUGUGCACUGUUAUGGAUUCAAAGAUUGGGAGAAAACAUGAACUUUGACACAAUAAAGUUACUAAUCGAAUUGCGUUCACAACUUGCUACGGA
Messenger RNA from Hemibagrus wyckioides, 5071 nucleotides. It is a transcript of the gene lrmp, whose product is annotated as lymphoid-restricted membrane protein. The transcript is spliced from 37 exons. NCBI's taxonomy places the organism in Eukaryota, Metazoa, Chordata, Actinopteri, Siluriformes, Bagridae. Gene Ontology annotation, cellular component: endoplasmic reticulum membrane. The coding region runs from base 151 to 4512 and encodes 1453 amino acids. The record is from RefSeq and is a predicted model, not a curated record.